ACGCCCAGAGCCAGCCAAUGACAUAAGCAGCGAAGAAAACGUUGUCACAUUACAACCUUUUUCAACUCCAAAUACGGAAAAGUAAAGCCAAAAUGACGACAAUAUCUUCACUCUCGUCGGCAUUUUGAUUCAUUUUUCUUCGUCCACCUCUCUCGCUGCUGCCUGCUGCAAAGUGCUUAGCCUGCGCACCGCCACCACCGGCGGACCGGACCGGACCAGACCAGCAGAGACAAUGAAUCCGACCGACGACGAGGAGAUCCUGAAGAAGCUGGAGGACUCAACCAAGGAUGCCACUGGUCGACAGCUCGAGGCCCUAAGGUCCAUCCUCGAACACCAAAGCAAAGGCGGCGGCGUACGUUAUCUCCGACCUUACCUCCAAGGCUACGAUGCGCCGGUUGAUGCAAAUUCGUUCCGCCAAGCUGUGCCGUUGUCUUCCUACGAGGACUACGUUGACCACAUCAAUCAGAUGGCCAACAAUGGACCCGUUGACCAUGAUCAGCCUGAGCCUCUCCUGUCCGUUGAUCCUCUCAUCUGUUUCUUCUACAGCUCAGGAGCAAGUACCAUGAAGCCCAAAUUGAUCCCUUACUUUGAUUCAAAGCUCUCGAGAGCCGCCUCGUUCAUAGCUCACCAGGGCAGCAAUGCAAUUCAUCGGAGGUUAUUUCCUCCUAGGCCAUCUGUGAAUAAGGUCCUAUGGUUUAUUUAUGCCGAUAAUAUAACAACUACCAAAGGCGGUUUUAAGGUUAUGGCUGCUUCUUCAUAUCCUAUGCAUGGCAGUAAGGCGAACUGGUCUCAGUUGGUCUCUUGUUCAAGCCCCCGGGAAGUCAUUCUUGGGUCAAACAUAGAGCACCAGAUGUAUUGCCACCUACUUUGUGGCCUUAGAAACUCUGAUUCUCUUGAUGGGAUUCGUGCCCCAUAUGCCAUAAGCUUGAUCAAUGUGUUUAGUCUUUUAGAGUCCAGGUGGGAGCAGCUAUGUGAUGAUCUUGAACAUGGGGUCCCAAGUUCAAAGAUUUCCGAUGUUGUGAUGAAAGAUUCUGUUACUGAAGUUCUUGGGGGCCCUCAACCAGAAUUGUCAAGGAGAAUUCGGGUGAUUUGUGAGGACAAGAAUUGGGGUGGGAUAGUGUAUAAAUUGUGGCCUAAUGUGCGGUACAUUAGGUGUGUUACCACAGGGAGUAUGAAGCAGUAUUAUCCAAGGCUUAAGCACUAUGCAGGAGAGGUACCUUUGUUAGGUGGAGACUACUUUGCUUCAGAAUGCUGUGUGGGUAUCAACUUGGAUAUUAUGCAGCCUCCCGAGACAACCCAAUUCGUGUUGCUUCCAACUGCAGCUUACUUUGAGUUUCUUCCAUUUGCUUUGGAUGAGAUCAAUGUUGGUGAAGAAACAGUGGACAUUUCUGGUGUGGAGGUAGGAAAGAUGUAUGAAGUGGUUGUCACUACAUAUAGAGGAUUCUACCGAUAUCGUUUAGGUGAUAUUGUGAGAGUUGUUGAUUUCUAUAAUUCUGCUCCACAAGUGGAGUAUGUGAUGAGAGCUCCUAAUACUUCGUCCGAGAUAAUAACUGAGAAACAUUUGAUGUCUGCCAUGGAAAGUUUUCAAAGGGUCAUCAGAAAAGAUAUGGCAGCAGAGAUUUCAGAGUUUGCAAGUUUCUUGGACUUAAUGUUGAGCCCAAAGCUUUUGAAGCUUUAUAUAGAAGUUAGAGAGGGAUGUAAGCUUUUGCAGGAAGAGAAGCUAGAGGAGUCAGUUGAAAUUCUCAAGAGGUGUGGUUCCUCUAUUGAGGAUAGCUUGGGAGGCAUUUACAUGGUGCAGAGGAAAAGAGGCGAAUUAGGUCCUUUGGCAGUAUCCAUUGUAAAGCCAGGUAGCUUUGAUAGAUUAUCAUCGGUAGCCAUUGAGAAUGGAGCACCAGCUAGUCAAUAUAAACCACCCAAGAUUAUAAGAAAUCGCCAAAUUGUUGACUUCAUGGAAAGAUGUAUUGUUGUUACUGUAUCUUUGGAUGGUUAAUUAAGACUUAAUCACUAGAUUGAAGUGUUGCAAUUUGUUAUCAUCCAUUGUUGAACUUCAUCUGGGUAUGCAAAGAAGCUGUAUGGACUUAGCACACAGACAUUUUAGGAUAAAUAAGCAGAACAAUUGCUUGUUGGGAGACAAGUCCUUUUCUGAAGAGGCAGUGUAUUCCCAUUUCGUUAUUACAGUUUAUGAUUCUUUUACAUGAAGCAUUAACUGGAUCCUUAAUCAUGAACUAAUGUAACUGAACAUAUAUGUAAGAAUGAUUCUCCUGGCUGUUUUUUGCUUGUAUUAAUUUUCUCUCAAUAAUGUACUUAGCCAGUAAACGUAAA
This is a messenger RNA of Quercus lobata, 2322 nucleotides long. Its product is annotated as probable indole-3-acetic acid-amido synthetase GH3.6. Bases 233 to 1990 code for a protein of 585 amino acids. Gene Ontology annotation, cellular component: cytoplasm. Lineage: Eukaryota; Viridiplantae; Streptophyta; Magnoliopsida; Fagales; Fagaceae. Gene Ontology annotation, molecular function: acid-amino acid ligase activity. The record is from RefSeq and is a predicted model, not a curated record. The transcript is spliced from 3 exons.